CCUUGACCUUGGAUCAUCAAUCCUCGUCCUUUCAGUAUUCCUGGCGUCCUGUGCCUGUGGUGCCUAAAUUUUUUCAGCUUUUCGGCUGCAAGUUUCGGGAGACUAUAAAUAAAAUAAAACUUCAAGAAUUCCGAUUGGCUGUGUUUUUUUUUCGUCCAGUGGAAAUAAUGUGUGGGUGGGGGGAGACACGUGGGACUAGUGGAUCACUGGAUUCAAACAGUGGAUUCGAAACCCGAUUUUCAGGCAGUUUCCCGCCCAAAUUUUCCAGGCGUAGGAAUUUCCGUGAGGGAGGAAAUUUUCCUCUGCAGGUACGAGAUAACGAAUUCGGUAUUUUUCCAUGGAGUAGAUGUUUUUAGCUUGUUUGAAAAAGGCAAAAGUCGAGAAGAAAGAAAAUCAAGGGACAGCCCCUCGGUUCAAAAGCGACUUUCCAUUGGGCGAGUAUUCAUUCAUUCUCGGCAAGUCGUUCGGUUAAUAACGUGCUGUCGCGAAACGAGAAAUAGUGAGAAGAGUUUGGUGAAAGAUCGAUUAUAGUUGCUGACAACGGAGCUGAAACACGUGGCAAUUUAAGGAUGUCUAGCGAUAAGGAAACCCAGAGUUGUUCAGAUGCGAUUUCUAGACUUUUGGUUAAUACCAUAAAAGUCAGGGCAAGACGUAGCAAAGGUGAAACUCGAGGGCAAAGAGGGUCAGGAUUGACACACGAAUGUGGAGUUUUUGGAUGUAUUGCUGCCGGAGAUUGGCCUUCUUCUAUUGAUGUAGGCCAAGUCAUUUGCCUAGGCCUGGUGGCGUUGCAGCACAGAGGACAAGAAAGUGCUGGAAUUGUAACGAGCGAAGGCGUCUGUGCAAAGUCAUUUCACGUUCACAAGGGAAUGGGAAUGAUAAAUAAUAUUUUUAAUGAUGAAAAUAUGAAAAAAUUGAGAGGCAAUUUGGGAAUUGGUCACACGAGGUACAGUACGAGUGCUGCAAGUGAAGAAGUUAAUUGUCAGCCUUUUGUGGUUCACACAGCUCAUGGGGCUUUGGCUGUCGCUCACAAUGGGGAAUUAGUGAACACGGAAUCUCUCAGGAAAAUGGUAUUGGGAAGGGGAGUUGGACUCUCGACUUAUUCAGACUCUGAAUUAAUUACACAAGCUUUGUGUCUAAAUCCACCCGAAGGAGAAGUCAAUGGGCCAGACUGGCCAGCAAGAAUCAAACAUUUGAUGCAACUGGCACCUCUUUCGUAUUCCUUGGUUAUUAUGCAAAGGGAUAAAAUUUAUGGAGUCCGGGAUCCAUAUGGAAAUCGACCUCUUUGCUUGGGCAAAAUUGUGCCUAUUGGAAAACUAGGGAACGAUUCAGAUGACGAUGACGAUCCCGAGGGUUGGGUUAUUUCAUCAGAAUCCUGUGGAUUUCUGAGUAUCGGUGCAAGAUACGUGAGAGAAGUUUUUCCAGGGGAGAUUGUAGAAUUGACACGCGAGGGUAUCAAGACUAUUGAUAUCGUGGAGAGGCCAAACAAUAAGCCACAGGCUUUCUGCAUCUUUGAAUAUGUCUACUUUGCAAGAAGCGAUAGUAUUUUUGAAGGUCAAAUGGUAUAUUCGGUAAGAAUGCAGUGCGGAAGAGUUUUGGCUCUAGAAUCACCAGUUCAAGCUGAUAUCGUCAGCUCUGUUCCAGAAUCUGGAACUGCUGCUGCACACGGUUAUGCCAGACAGUCUCAGAUUCCUUUUGCCGAGGUUCUCUGCAAGAAUAGGUAUGUGGGAAGGACGUUUAUUCAACCUAGCACUAGGCUGAGGCAGCUGGGAGUAGCGAAGAAAUUUGGAGCCUUGUCUGAAAAUGUCAAGGGAAAGAAAUUGAUUUUGAUUGACGAUUCUAUCGUGAGAGGAAACACAAUUGGGCCAAUUAUUAAAUUACUCCGAGACGCUGGCGCCAAGGAGGUUCACAUUAGGAUCGCGUCCCCACCUCUGAAAUAUCCCUGCUACAUGGGAAUAAAUAUUCCCACGAGGGAAGAACUAAUUGCCAACAAACUGGACAGUGUAAAACUCGCAAAACACGUCGGUGCCGACAGUCUGACGUACCUUUCCGUUGACGGUCUCGUCGAGGCCGUCAGACAUGGAAUGGACAAUCGUGAGUCGAGUUACAUCGGCCAUUGCAGCGCCUGUUUAACCGGAGAGUAUCCUGACGAAUUGCCCGGAGACUUGGAUUGGUGAAAAAAGGAAAAUUUUUACGACACUUGAAGCCUCGACUUCUCAGGAACUUUUUUUUUUUU
Messenger RNA from Belonocnema kinseyi, 2233 nucleotides. Its product is annotated as amidophosphoribosyltransferase-like. Gene Ontology annotation, biological process: purine nucleobase biosynthetic process; purine nucleotide biosynthetic process. The record is from RefSeq and is a predicted model, not a curated record. Gene Ontology annotation, molecular function: amidophosphoribosyltransferase activity. The transcript is spliced from 8 exons. The coding region runs from base 570 to 2174 and encodes 534 amino acids. NCBI's taxonomy places the organism in Eukaryota, Metazoa, Arthropoda, Insecta, Hymenoptera, Cynipidae.